Molecule: messenger RNA, 841 nt
Organism: Stomoxys calcitrans (stable fly)
Lineage: Eukaryota; Metazoa; Arthropoda; Insecta; Diptera; Muscidae
Product: tRNA (guanine-N(7)-)-methyltransferase
Exons: 4
Coding region: 56-793 (245 amino acids)
Biological process (GO): RNA (guanine-N7)-methylation; tRNA methylation
Cellular component (GO): tRNA methyltransferase complex
Molecular function (GO): tRNA (guanine(46)-N7)-methyltransferase activity
Source: RefSeq, a predicted model, not a curated record
GUCAUUCAAUAAAAAGAGCACAACAACACCUUUUGAAAGUUUACGAACGUGGUCAAUGGCAGCAAUGGCUCCAAGCAAAGAAGAUGAAACUACUGCCCUAUCUCUCCCACAAAAGAGAUACUACCGCCAAAGGGCACAUUCAAAUCCCAUUGCAGAUCAUUGUUUUGAUUAUCCAGCUCGUCCGGCCGAUGUCGAUUGGAGCACUUUGUAUCCCAAUUAUGAUUCCUGUAGUCCAACGAAGCUUGUAGAAUUUGCUGAUAUAGGCUGCGGCUAUGGUGGCUUCUUAGUGGCAUUGGGUGAAAUGUUCCCUGAUCGCAUUUCCAUUGGCAUGGAAAUACGCGUGAAAGUAUCCGACUAUGUCAUGGAUAGAAUAAAGGCAUUACGUUCCCAAAAUCCUGGUAAAUACAACAAUAUCGCUUGUAUUCGUACAAAUGCCAUGAAGUACCUGCCAAAUUAUUUUGUUAAACAUCAGCUAGAGAAGAUGUUCUUCCUUUAUCCUGAUCCACAUUUUAAAAAGGCCAAACAUAAGUGGCGUAUUAUUAACCAGGCUUUGUUGUCAGAAUAUGCCUAUGUUCUUAGAAAGGGGGGUUUAGUUUAUACCAUGACCGAUGUGGAAGAUUUGCACAAAUGGAUUGUUAAACACAUGGAAGAUCAUCCGCUGUUUGAAAGAAUUUCCUCAGAAGAAGAGGCCAAUGAUCCCAUUACACCAAAAUUGUAUCAAAGCAGUGAAGAAGGUGCAAAAGUUGUAAGGAAUAAGGGUUCACAUUUCUUAGCUAUAUUUCGAAGACUUUAAAAUUUUGUGCAUUAAAGACUUCAGUUUAGUAUGUAAUCUCAAAUUUUA